ACUGCAGAGUCUCGGCGAGCCGGCGCGGGCGCACUCGCCUUCCCCACGUGCAGGUACCAGAGGACCAGGGCCGGCUACAGACACUCCCUACGAAGCGGCGUCAACCCCUUCAGCCCGCGGCGCAGCCCUGAGAUCUCGCCUUGGGGACCAGGACAAGGAACGACUUGACCCAGGAGAAGCCAGGUCUGCUCUGGGAACCUUUUCCUGCCCCCCACUGUGAGCCCUGCGUGGGCCGAAAUUCCAGGUGAUGGCGUUGACGAUGCUAGAGGACUGGUGCAGGUGGAUGGGCGUCAGCGCUCGCAGAGGCCUGCUCAUUCUGGGCGUCCCGGAGGACUGUGAUGAAACCGAAUUCCGGGAGUCCCUGGACGCCGCUCUGUGGCCUAUGGGUCAUUUUACCGUUCUUGGCAAAGCGUUUCGGGAGGAGGAUAAUGCCAACGCGGUCCUGGUCGAGCUUGACCAGGAAGUCGACUAUGCUUUGGUCCCAAGGGAAAUCCCAGGCACCGGGGGCCCCUGGAAUGUGGUCUGUGUGCCCCAUUGCGCAGGCGAGGAACUUCUCAGCCCUGCAUUUCACUCCCCCGAGCAGCAGGGCCAGACAAUGGAGAGCGAGGCUGGUGCUUUGAGUUCGGGGCAGCCCGGGGGGUGCUGGCUGCAGUCAUUCAGUCAGGCAAUCAGGCCCUGGGUGGAGUCCAUGAGGUACCAGCGUCUGGGUAUGUUUUCUGGGCAGGACCAGCCAGCCCCUGAGGAAGAGUCCUUUGAGACCUGGCUAGACCACACAACUGACAUGUUUCAGGUAUGGCAGGGGGUCCCAGAGAGGGAGAAAAGGAGGAGGUUGCUGGAAGGCUUGCGAGGGACAGCACUGCAUCUUGUGCAUGGGCUGCUAGCUGAGAACCCAGCCAGGACGGCACAGGACUGUCUGGAGGCCCUGACCCAGGUGUUUGGAGAUCAGGAGUCGCAGACCACAAUCCAGGUGAAGUGCCUGACUGCUCAGCAGCAGUCCGGGGAGCUGCUCUCUGCCUUCCUGUUGCGGUUGGAGGUCCUACUGCAAAAAGCCAUCCAGAAGGGGGCCUUGGACAGAGUCUCUGCUGACCAUGUCCGCCUGAGGCAGUUGCUUACCAGGGCCAAUGUGACUGAGCCUCUGAAUGAAGCAUUGAGAAAGCUGAGGGUGGCCGGGGAAUUUCCAACUUUCCUGGAGAUGCUGGGGCUGGUUCGGGAGUCUGAAGCUUGGGAGGCCAGUCUAGCUAGGAGGAGUAUGAGAGCCCAAGUGGAGGAAGGAGCUGGUGUCCCAGAUCACAUCCAGGCUGAUAGCAGACCCAGUGUUAACGCAGAAGAUGAGAAUGUGGAGAAGGAGGAAGAGGAGGAGGUGGAGGAGCAACAGGAGGAGGUGGAGGAGCAACAGGAGGAGGUGGAGGAGCAGCAGGAGGAAGAGGAGGAGCUGCAGGAGGAAGAGGAGGAGCUGCAGGAGGAGGAAGAUCACAGUCAUGACCAUGCCCCUGCAGGCCCAAGACAGGCAACACCCAAUGAGGCCCCUGGGGGACCCACCCCAGAUCCAGUGAUCUGUGCUUCUGGGGAGUGCCCAGGAGGGCCUGGCUGGGUGCCAGACACCUUCUCACAGGACAGAGAGCAGGAGGCAGAGGAGCCUGCCCCAGAGGAUAUCCUGGGGCAGGUGAGGCCAGUCACGCCAAAUUCACCCCUGGGAGGACAUAAAUAAGUCCAGAAGACACAGGGCCUUGGAAGCAGGAGAGGCAAGGGCAGGGCUCCCUUGCCAACCCACAGGGGAACAGUCAGUAGGGAAAGGCCUGUGCAAUCUAAAAGCAAGCCCUUGUCCCCUCUCUCCCUUACAUAUAUACUUCCCCAAGUGACGCUGGCUACUGCCAGCAGCACUGUCAAGUGACCUGGAUGAACACUUUUGACACCAAAAGGGCCCAGGAGAGGCACCCCACCCCAUGACAGCAUCGCCUCUAGGUCCAGCCUCAAACCCUGAUGACUCAGGAGGCCAGCCUGGAAGCAUUGCUGAGGGGCCAGCCCCAACCAGAGACGUGUCUGCCACCUGCCCUCAGCUGAGAGAUAUUUGGGGGAAAGAGGCCCUUUCAAGUGUCCUGCCUGGCUUUCCCAAUCUGGGAGCCCACUCACCCUCCAUUCAUCAUCCUCAGGCAGGCUGCUCCCUGCCCUGGGAACCCCACCCCUUCUCUUGUGACUCGACUGUCCAGUGAGCCCCCACCCCCACACUUGUACUCAGUCAUUGCUCCUGUGCAAGGCCGUGAGCUGUGUGUCAAUCUUGGGAAAGCAGAGGCCCUGGCCACCAGUAAGCUACCUCUGCACUCAGGCCUGUGUUAUGAGCUUUUGUGCCAGCCAAAGCUCUGCUUGCUCCUCUCCUGCCCAGUGUCUUGAGCUCUCUUCUGCUUUCUUGGUAUAGACCAAGGCCAGCCCCAUGCUGCUUGUUCUCCUGUAGACGCCUGUACUCUUACCUGAGCAGUUCCUCCCCAGAGACACCAGCUCAUCCUCGGAGCCAGAACCAGCAGGAAGGAUGGACCACACCAGGAACUGGUUGAUACUUACCCUGUGACUGACUGCGGUGGCCUGGGACAGGCAGGAAGACCUAGACUGAGAUGGUUGGGAGCCUGGGGAUCUUGCGCUGAUAUUCCACUCCUGUUAUUACUUGUGACUCUCUUCCCUCUGUUUGGUGGCAUGUUCCUUGUCAUUUUCCCAGUGUCCCCUGAGUGUCCUGUUCCAAUGAUAGGGUAGGGCCACCCCAUAGCUAUCGAUUUCUGGAGAGGGUUCUUUGAAGUGUGAGGGCAUUGCCAUAAGUCAUGGUCUUGGCAAGAGACAGAUCUAGAGCCCUCAGAAAGGGAGAGCUUAGAAGAAGCUUGUCAGGAGCUUCAGGAGGAGGGUGGCCCGGGACCUGUGGCCUUUAAUGGCUGUGGUGUAUUUCUUUGUUGUUGCUGUCACCCUCCUCCCUUCAAUGGUUCCAGUAAAAGUUUCUGUUCAAUAAAUUCCAAGGAUGUUCCAGCUGAGUCUCAUUUCUAUUGGGGUUGAGCUGCUGUAUUUGCUGGGCAGGUCCCAAUUAACAGCUGUGGGGACCCCUGGGUGGGUGGGCAGGAGCAGGAUGACCGGUUGCUCAUUGGUGUAGAAGACUGUGGUUGCCUGCCUGCCCAAGGCAAUAAGAUUCCAUGGGUGUCUAGGUAUAAGUGAGAUAUGAGUUCAAAGAAGGGCAUAGGCUAGCUCAUAGGACCUAUGGCUCCAGGAUCCCUCCAAUGCAGUGGGGGCUAAGUGCUUCCAGAAGGGUUGGUAGGCCAGCUGUGCUUUCCCAGUGCCACAAAGAAGGCCACAAGGUCAUGCUCACAUGGCUGGUGCAUGUAGUCAGAUCCCCACCCAGCCAACAGGUAGCCAGUCCUAUUCUGUCCACAUAGGCUACAUGCUAACCCUGUGGUGUGUUGGUAGGUAGGGUGUAUAUGGUUAAGUUCCAAUUGGUAAUCUGACAGUAUUUAGUAUAACUAUGGACACAAAUCUAUUGUUAAGCCUAGGAGGGAUUUUCUAGAUUAGGUUAGUUGAGGUGGGAGGACUCUCCCUAACUGUGGAUGGUUCCAUCCCAUGGACUGAGUUCCUGGACUUCUCUCUACUUCCUCCUCGCUGGUAUGAUGAUGUCCUGCUGACUUUCUGCACCUGCCAUGCUUUCUCCACCAUGGUGGACUUUACCCUUUGGAAAUGUAAGCUAAAAUAAAUUCUUUUCCUUCCAUCAA
Messenger RNA from Jaculus jaculus (lesser Egyptian jerboa), 3737 nucleotides. RefSeq names its product PNMA family member 6A (gene Pnma6a). The coding region runs from base 248 to 1708 and encodes 486 amino acids. The record is from RefSeq and is a predicted model, not a curated record. Lineage: Eukaryota; Metazoa; Chordata; Mammalia; Rodentia; Dipodidae. The transcript is spliced from 2 exons.